This is a messenger RNA of Copidosoma floridanum, 2241 nucleotides long. It is a transcript of the gene ecd, whose product is annotated as ecdysoneless cell cycle regulator. NCBI's taxonomy places the organism in Eukaryota, Metazoa, Arthropoda, Insecta, Hymenoptera, Encyrtidae. The record is from RefSeq and is a predicted model, not a curated record. Gene Ontology annotation, cellular component: nucleus.
GGUGAGAGUCUUUUGACAACAAUAAUAGGUAUUACAUCGUUAAAACAUGAUGACAAUUAUAACUUUUUCGUCAUUAUAGAUCAUCGAAAGGUAAAUUACCGAGGUGUAUAGUGAUAGGUGCAGUUUAGGGUACUGUAAAUUGUGGGUUCGGAGUUUAGGGGUAGAGCGCCAGGAUGGCGAUGACGCAGGCUAAAAGACCGCGCGAGGACGACGUGCUCGAGUGCUAUCUGUACCCUCGUUUUUGCUACUCCUUGACUGCCGAUCAGGUCACUGAGGGUAUGCUCAAGGAUGAGAUUGACAAGUUUCAAAAGGACGUGGAGCCUUUCAUCAAGGACUACCUGUGGCACAGGGAUAACUUGAGCUUCAAGCCCAGGACAAAGCAGGCCCUCCAAUUCGACAGUGUCAUCGAGGGAUCGUCCAGGGCGACUGAUUUUGAAUUGCUACCGCAUAUACACGUUUUACUGAGAUUCGAUGAAGACAUAGGGGACGAGUGGUUUGUUGUCUUUCUGAUAAUAAACCUGACAAAGAAGUACGAAGGCCUCAUCGCAAGAAUGGUUGACUCUGAUGGUGAAUUUCUCCUCAUCGAAGCAGCUGAUGUGCUUCCGGUCUGGGCUACUCCAGAAACUUGUCACGAACGAGUUUUCAUUAUGAAUGGUGCUGUGCAUGUUGUUCAGGACAAACAAAAAAUAUGUAUAAACAUUUUGAACAGUGUUUACCAACGUUCCCACAUAUUUAAAAUGUCGGACAAAGUUCAGGCAACCAUUCAAAAAAGGAUCAGUAUUUAUCCUGAAGAAACGGAGAGAAGAAAGCACAAAGCCAGAGCUUAUCUACCAGAGAAAGCUGCCUAUAUGCUGAGAAGAGAACCGAGGCUCAUAGCUUCAGCUGUAAGAACAGUUGGUCAUUCGGAUCCUUUGGAGAGAAAAGUUUGCAGGGCUAUGCGAUACUUUCCCCCCGAGCAAAGAGUCAUGGCAAAUGUCAAAAUGACCAAGUGCUUAUAUGCCAUGGCUGUACAUUGCAGAUACACAGGUGAUCCGCGAACUGGUUGGAACCUUCCACCCUCUAAUAGCCCUAAAUACAACGCUUAUCUUCUCGGCAUCAAAAUAGCCUGUGGUCUAGAGAUGCUGGUAGCUCGAGCGCAUGAGGAAGAACGCAAAUGCCGGGAUCGGCAGUCAUCCGGUGAUUCUUCUUGUGUAAACGAGGAGGCUUGGACGGCCUUUUUUCGACGUCUAGACGCCAGUGGUUACUUUCGCGAACUUUUAGAAGGUAGCAAAGAAAAGGAAGAGCUGCUGGUGAAGGCAAAAUCAUACUAUGAACGACAUUUGGCCCAAGCGAACAAAAGGGUUGAAACCAAUGAAGGCAAGAGGCUAAUCGAAAUCUACAGGGAUAUUCAAAGUAACGACAUGGAGAUGGAAGCUGAAGAGGUGUGUACACUAAGUCCCGAGGAUAGUGACAGUUGGCUGAAUGUCGACCCAGCGCAGCUGGAGGCAAUGCUCGGGCAGCAGUUUGGAAUAUCUGGCAAGGAAUCGGAGAAUCCGCUUGGACUUCAAGACAAAGUUAAAGCCUUUAUCAACCAAAAAAGUGGAAUUGAAGGUGUACAGUUCUUGGGAGAUAAAGAGGAAAACGAUGAGAAGGUGGAUGUAGAGGAUAAUGGUCGUAUUGAUUUCGAUCCGGACGUUUUUGAUACGGCACUACGAGAUAUUCUCGAUUUAGUGGUGCCAGGAGGUGAUGGUGAAUUUGACGGUAGCUCCGAAGGUUCAUUAGGUGGAGAUGACGAGGACCAAGGUGGUGAAAUGGACAAAUACAUGCGUUUAUUAGACUCACAGUUGCAGCAACAACUCAUUAGUGACAGCAAUAGUCGUGAGAAACAACAGGUGCCUAAUAGUGAAGAGGUUGAGGCUAAUUUACUAGGUAGUAUACAAGAAGAAGCUGGAGGUUCUGGGCCCUUGGGAAAUAUUCUUGGCGGGCCUGUUGAAAGACUCAAGCAUCUAAAACAAAAUUUACUAGAUGUGCCACUAAAGGAGUCAAAAGACUAAGUGACUUUAUUGGCAAGAGUUCGGUUGGAAACUAGAUGAUUUUUUUUAAAACGAAUGUUUUUUUUUAAGCUUGAUUACAAUGUGUGUAUAAUAAAGUAUAAAUAAUUAAAUCAUUACGACAUAUCAUAUAUCUGUCUAAUUACAUAAUAUUUUUGGAAUAUUUUUUUCUAAAAGUAAAAUGAUUUAACUUCAGCAAUUUUUUGCUAUU